UUAUACUUACAAUAUCCUCCGGGCAGUUAUUACUGAGCGUUCCGAUAAUCAACAUGCGGUUACUGUGGCUUUGUUUGUUAUUGCAAUCGGUGCUUUAUUCUGAAGCAAGUUUUGGGACAUCUUAUUUGGAAAAUUCACGUCUCUGUCAUAAUUGGAGCUGUGUGAAUUCAAAACUUGGACUACCAAACUCCUUGCCUUCCCGUGAGCAGUAUACCCAGGUUUUUAAGUCUUUGCUGCCUCCAGGGGCAUGGCAUGACGUAGUUGGAAGGGUCCUGGAGACUUGCUAUGAACAUCGGCAAAGGAAUUAUGUUAGCACAUGUCCUGGACAAGCAUUGUUACAUUGCACUGUGGACAAUUUGAUUGAGAACUGUCCUGAAGAAAGUACGAGAAAGGAUGAUGGAUGUUACCCGGUAUCAUCUUUGGCUGGAACAAAAUACAUGUUUACACAAAGUCGGUACGAGAAUCUUGAGAAGAACUUACCAAGGGAACGUAGACCUGCCUGGUUUAUGAGAAAUUAUUUCAACGCAAAAUGCUGCAACUUGCCCCAACUGAUCAACUCGACAGUUCUAAAGGAAUGUGGAUUCAAUCACUUUAUCAAUUAUUACGAUCAUAAGCCAAGAACUGAACUUAUUGGGCCUCAACCGCAUUAUAUGAAACACGCAACUACGCAAAAAGCAAUCAAACACAACUCUAGAAUCUUUGAUUUUAAUAGCAUUCCCGUAACCGAAAAGCGACCUGAAGACGAUGAAGACCAGUUGCGAAUUGUAUCUCUUUAUCCUGAGGAAAACAAUAACGACGCACUAUCAUGCUGCGACAUGUCAGACUUCAUUGACCCGUCUUGGCAAUCCGAGUGCGGUUUCAACCUCAACUGGGACAAGCGCUCCCGUCUGAAUGUUGCCGAGAACUUGGCCGCGACCACUACCGUGCCUCCGACUACCCCCGCUCCGGUGAACAAGGAUGUGAGGGUCGUGCCAUUGUCUUGCGAAAAAGAAACAUGCGUGUUCCGAAAGCUGAAUAUUGUCUCAGAAUCAGGUUCCGUAGACAUGGAUGCUUUCUCGAAGCUUCUGGACAAUUUCACGGGAGUGCACCCGGCUUGGGCAAAAGCUAAGGCCAGGGUCAUCACCAUGUGUAUUAGCAGGCCUAACCAUGGGUACCAGGGUGAUUGUGAGAUCAAUAAGCUGUUGGCUUGUACGCUCGAUGUGCUUUCGGAGAAUUGCCCGUAUGGGAGUAAAAAUGACUCAUGCAGACACUCAAGACGUAACAAUACGGUCUGUCAGAUAAGUACAUCAAGAUACAGACCUAAAAACCGCCGAGCCAUCUGCGGCCUUCCCAACUUGGUAAACAGUGAAGUGCUGUCAGAGUGUGGCGUCACGUCCAUCAGUCGCUCCGAGUACGUCCCGGAGAACAAGCCCAAGCUAGUACAGGGGUGGAGGACUUCUAAAUAUGCGUGCAAAGACUCAACCCCGCCCACCGCCUGUAUAAUGACGAAGAUGGGAAUCCUCAACACGUACGGUUUCAUGGACUACUUCAAGAUGAAGGACCGCAUCCGAUCCUUCACCAGCAAGCACCAGGAAUGGUCUCCGUUCUUAGACGUUUACAUAAACGCGUUCAGUGGGAUGCCUUUGUAUAGAGAGCAUUGUAAUUCGCCGAAGAAACUUCUCAAUGUGGUUGAUGCUAUGCUGAUGACAUGUCCAGUCACAAAACGGAGUAAGUCACCGCAAUGCAUACAACUUCUCAUUGACAUGACCAACACAGCGCCGGUCAACGACAAUCAGAACGUGACCAAAGAGAAACUAAACUCUAUUCUCCAGCACUUCAAUCAUAUGUUCCUACCUUCAUCUCAAUUAGCCAAAAAAACAGUAUACAAACGAACAAAUCCAUUAUACAAUUUUGGAAUGCUAAACUCUACUAACAUCCCCCCAGUCGAAGUAAUAGAUCUAAAAACAACUAAAAAUAUACCAGUAAUAUUGCCAGUGUAUAUGAGAACAAGGAAUGAUUUGCUACGUGGCAACACUGCGUCGUCCGGUCCGUACGAAAAUGGCGUCUUUCAAACGUCAUCGUAUUUACUUCACGGUAAAAUACCAGUUACAAAGCCCACUCUGCCCACUGUACCAAUGUUCCCAAAUAUGCCUUAGAUUGCUGUGGAUUGUAGGAUUUUAUCAAUUUGACAGUCUAUAGUCUGGUCUGCGAGCACGUAGAGUUUUGUCAAAUGACCCCAAGCUACCCAUCCUUAUCGCUCGCGCGUAAUUAUGUUGCUGUCGC
This is a messenger RNA of Ostrinia furnacalis (Asian corn borer), 2262 nucleotides long. RefSeq lists its product as uncharacterized. The coding region runs from base 54 to 2135 and encodes 693 amino acids. Lineage: Eukaryota; Metazoa; Arthropoda; Insecta; Lepidoptera; Crambidae. The transcript is spliced from 15 exons. The record is from RefSeq and is a predicted model, not a curated record.